AAGCACGCUGAUAUUACUGGUAAAAGAAACCGGUCUCGUUCCAUGUGAUUUGUAAAGUGAGUCUUGUAAAGUUUAUUUCCGUGACAAGCGCUGUUCAAAGAUGUCUAAACAGAAAUUAAUCGUUUUUGACCUCGAUUACACUCUUUGGCCGUUUUGGGUGGACACUCAUGUCAGAGCACCUUUCCACAUAGAUGACAGCGGCACGGUGAGGGAUUCAAGAUUGGCUAAGGUUCCCAUCUACCGGGAUACUGAGAAGAUCCUUAGUUCACUCCACAGUCAGGGAUUCAAGAUCGGCAUUGCAUCACGAACCAGCGAGGUGGAGGGAGCCAAUCAGCUGCUGUCACUCUAUAACCUCAACCAGUACAUUUCCUUCAAAGAGAUCUACCCUGGUUCAAAGGUCAACCAUUUUAAAAGGCUGAAGUCUGACAGUGGAUUCCAGUUUUCUGAUAUGAUUUUCUUUGAUGAUGAGGACAGGAACAUAGCGGAGGUUGGCAGGAUGGGAGUUCACUGUGUGUUGGUUCAUAAUGAGAUCAAUUGUGAUUUAGUCAACAAAGCACUCGAGGAGUUCAACAAGAAGCUGUGACCACCGUCGCAGAGAUGCAGUCAUUCAGUGUUGCUUAGUUACAGCUUCUGUAAAUGAGGAAGAGUUAAUCCCAUGUACAAAACAAUUAUAUGUAUUCAAUAGUUUGUAACUGUACAGCACUUACUAAUUUCAAAACAAGGUCAAUGUUUUUAGAUGUAAAUGUAUGAGACUUUUAAAGGUAUUUUAUACAAAGAAUACAUGGAAAAGUAUAAAGGUUUUAUAUUUUUUUGCUUUAUAUUGUUUGAUUGUUUAAAACAUGCAUGCUUCCUCCAUUCUCAUGUCAUAACAGUAUAUAAGAUAGGUGUGGUUGAGAUAUAGACCCAUAUUUAACAGUCCUUUUUUACAAUAAAUUGUCCUCCAUGCCCAGUAGGUGGCGUAAUUAAUGAAGAAUGUGAUUCGCCAAAAACAAAAGAAGAACUCUUAGGAGAGAAGAGCGCCAAGUUGGGCUGUUUGAAAGUGGAGAUUUGGAGUAAUUGACUGCUACCGAAAUAGUUGUAUAGACUUCUGCAAGCUUUUUCUCGAUUUUGCACACCUUUGCCUGACCACAGUUCAUAACACAACGCAAGUACACGCUAUAUUCUCAACGUUGCCUCGUGGGGGUGCUAUAGUGGACAUUACUGUGAACUGUCCACUUCAACUGUACAUUUUCUCUUUCAAGUCAUCUACUAUCAUGACGGAGCAACAGUUUGAAGAGAAUAUUGCUGAGCAAGUAAGUUAAAGUCAGUGUAUUUACAGCUACUUACCUGAAUAAUAACACAUCCGAUUUAAUUGCACAAACUUCUAAUGGUAAUCCUAUCGCCCCCUUGAGUUUUAAGGUUUGUUACCGCCACAGUAAUGCAAGAACACACGGCAUGUAUGUCUAACCAGACUGCAAAAAAUAAAAGAAAAUCUUGAGCAAACAGCUUUCCUAAAAGUUGAUGUCCACAUAUGUGGACAGCGGGACUAAGUAGUGCAAUUUAAAAUAAUACGUUAUAGAAAGUCAGAUUAUAAUUAUUAUUUUAAUCAAAUUUCUUAUUAUGUUUCCAGGAGUGCUGGCUAUUCAUGUUUUUGAGAUGUUACAGGCAUUACAGCUGAUUUUCUGUACAGCUGUUUUGGAACAAUGUGCAUUGGGGAAAAGCACAAAUAAAAAACUACAAAUAACAUUUUUUUUUUUUUCUACUUUGGCAACAAAAUCUCAAUGUUUUCUCUUUGCACAGUGAAAAACCAGUG
Messenger RNA from Xyrauchen texanus (razorback sucker), 1792 nucleotides. RefSeq names its product magnesium-dependent phosphatase 1-like. NCBI's taxonomy places the organism in Eukaryota, Metazoa, Chordata, Actinopteri, Cypriniformes, Catostomidae. The coding region runs from base 101 to 583 and encodes 160 amino acids. The record is from RefSeq and is a predicted model, not a curated record. The transcript is spliced from 6 exons. Gene Ontology annotation, molecular function: acid phosphatase activity.